CCGCAGCCUGCGGGCGGAGCGGUGGCGGCGGCAGAAGAGGCGGCGGCGGCGGGGGCGCUGCUCGCAGCACGGGCAGGAGCCAUGUCAAGAGAAAACCACCAGCCAACUGAGCCCCUCCAUCCCCGCUGCAGUGCGCACUGUGACCGGGCCGCCCGCGCUGCUGCCGCCGCUCAGCCCCCACCUGGGACCCAUAGUCUGGCUCGGCGCCCCGGGCGGCGGCGGAGGGAAGGACGCGGAGGCGGCGGCGAAGACGAGAAAGAGGAGAAACGAGGUAGAAAGAGGGGUAGGAUUGGUACUGGCGGCGGAGGGGGAGGGGAGGAAGGGGAGGGGAGCCCUGCGCUAAGGGGUCUGUCAGCGAAGCAAACCCCCCAAAAGAAAGUUAUUUCAGUUCAAGCAUCUGCUCUCGAGUCUUUCUUCCCCCCACGGUCGGGUUCCGGCUCUCAGCAAGGAAGGUCGAGGAGACCCGGAGGGGGAAAGCCGAAGCGGAGGGUGAGCGUCCGCGGUGGCACAGCCUCGUUGCCCCAACCGCUGGCUGCGGAAACGGCGGCGGCCUCGGGCGCCUCCCGGGUCCGGGGCAGAGUCGCGUUUGAGAAGGGAAGCGAGAACAAACAACUUAAAAUGGCAGCGACGGCCGCUGCGUCACACGCCCCUCAGCGGCACCGCCCAGAACUCUCUGCGGCUGCGCACCGCGCGGGCCGCCACCACCUGCGCCGAACGAGGGGGAGGGGAGGCUGGAGGCGGAAAGUGUUUCGUGCCGGUCAAGCAGAGAGGAAAGACGGGCAGGGGGAGAGGGCAUGAAAAGGCUCUGAAA
This is a messenger RNA of Zalophus californianus (California sea lion), 811 nucleotides long. RefSeq lists its product as uncharacterized. The record is from RefSeq and is a predicted model, not a curated record. The transcript has a single exon. The coding region runs from base 82 to 798 and encodes 238 amino acids. NCBI's taxonomy places the organism in Eukaryota, Metazoa, Chordata, Mammalia, Carnivora, Otariidae.